UGUGAGGGAAUCUUACAAACGCUGGGUAGUGAGGAAUGUCAGAUAAGGUAGGAGCAGUCCCAGAGGGUGGACAGCGUUACUGGAAGGAAGUCUUAGGAAGGAUAAUUGGUGGUACUAAAGUGUUUUCAGGCUAUGGAAAAUCCAUGUAGGAAUGUGACUUACAACAUCUGCAACUUCUAAAGAAACUUCCUUGGUAUUUUGAAAGGUCACAGAACAACUGCUGAUAACCGUUGAACAAGGUCCUUGGUCUGGAGAUUCAAGAAUGAAACCCCAGACCCUGCGAGUGACAAGACAAAAUUUAUUUUAUGGAGAACAUAGAAAGAAGCCAAGAUGAUCAAGCUUGAUGUGUGAUUAUUAGCUGUAGUACAAAUAAACAAAACCCAAGAAAUGCCUCAUUCUACAAACAAAGAACUGGUAGUUGGCAUCAUGGUAGGAACGGCUGGAAUCAGCUUGCUGCUUUUGUGGUACCACAAAGUCCGUAAACCGAGGAUAGCAAUGAAUUUACCUAAAUUUCUUUCUCUGGGUAAUACAUUUGAUUCUGUAACUUUGCAAGAUAAAACGUAUAAUGACCAAGGAACAGCAGUGAUCUUUCAAGAAAGGCAACUUCAGAUACUGGAGAAGUUAAAUGAAUUACUGACCAAUAUGGAAGAACUCAAAGAGGAAGUCAAAUUUCUUAAAGAAACCAUUCCAAAGCUGGAGGAAUAUAUACAAGAUGAAUUUGGAGGGAAGAUAACUGUUCAUAAGAUAAGUCCUCAGCACAGAGCUAGAAAAAGAAGGCUUCCUGCAGUUCACGGUUCAGCAACGAGUAAUAGUUCAGAGGAAGCAGAAAGUGAAGGAGGGUAUAUUACAGCUAAUACCGACACAGAAGAACAGAAUUUUCCAACCCCUAAAGCGUUUAACACACAUGUAGAAGAACUAAAGUUAGAUGCUCUUCUUCAGAAAGUAGAUCACUUACGUACAGAUGACUCUGGCAAGUUGGAGAGCUUUGAAAUACUUUGCGACCACAAAGAAAAGUUUAGAAAUGAAACAGAGUUUAUGUGGCGGCUUGCUCGAGGUUAUGGAGACAUGUAUGAGCUAUCUACAGAUACCCAAGAAAAGAAACAUUAUGCUAACCUGGGCAAAACUUUAAGUGAAAGAGCAAUUGCUAGAGCACCUCUGAAUGGACAUUGUCAUCUGUGGUAUGCAGUUUUGUGUGGCUAUGUAUCUGAGUUCGAGGGCUUACAAAACAAAAUCAACUAUGGACAGCUCUUCCAGGACCAUCUAGAAAUAGCAAUCCAGCUUUUGCCUGAAGAACCUUUUCUGUAUUACCUCAGGGGAAGAUACUGUUAUACUGUGUCAAAACUAAGCUGGAUUGAGAAAAAAAUGGCUGCUACUCUAUUUGGGAAAAUACCAUCUUCAACUGUACAAGAGGCUUUGAAAAAUUUCCUUAAGGCUGAAGACCUACACCCUGGUUAUUCCAAUGCCAACUACCUGUUCUUGGCAAAGUGUUAUAUCGAUCUUGACGAAAAGCAGAAUGCUUUCAAGUAUUGUGAGUUGGCAUUGCUGCUUCCUCCUGUUACCAAAGAGGAUAAUGAGGCUCAGAAAGAAAUGAAAAAAAUAAUGACUUCCUUGAAGAGGUAAAUAAAAGAACUUACUCUUCAACAAAUCAGAUGUGGUCUACUAAAAUUUAAACUAAUCGAAGUCGUGUUUUUAUGCUUCCCUUUUUCUUUUUUGAUGUAAGGGUAGAUAUGCUCAGAUUUGAAGGUAAAACCACAUUUCUGCAGAAAGCAUUCCACUGGUAUCGCUACAAAGCUAAUCAUGUUACUUGGAGAAUCUAUUUACUAUACUGUCAGUAUAUAAUGAUCUAUAGACAUGUAUGCAUUAUAUUUUUCCUAAUAAUAAACAGUAGCCUUCAGAAUAUUUCUUGAAAUAAAAUAUUUAAAUCUAAUAAAAUGAACUCGUGUGAGUAUUUUAUCGUUGUUUCAAUGUAGACUUUAUAAAACAAAAUAAUUGGAUUCAUGUGAAUGAAACACAGAAAAAUGAGCAAAGGACAUGAACAAAUUGUUAACAGAAGAGAAAAAAAACAAAAAAGAAAUAUAUUGUGACCAGUCAAAGACGUGUGAAUAAAGUUACCAUUAAACACUAUUUUACCAUCAAA
This is a messenger RNA of Otolemur garnettii (small-eared galago), 2137 nucleotides long. It is a transcript of the gene RMDN2, whose product is annotated as regulator of microtubule dynamics 2. Bases 388 to 1620 code for a protein of 410 amino acids. The record is from RefSeq and is a predicted model, not a curated record. The transcript has 14 exons. Lineage: Eukaryota; Metazoa; Chordata; Mammalia; Primates; Galagidae. Gene Ontology annotation, cellular component: cytoplasm; spindle microtubule; mitotic spindle pole. Gene Ontology annotation, molecular function: microtubule binding.